AUGGGCUUGCUAUCCUUGGGAACUCCACUAGAUUGGCACGAAUCUAAAAAAUACAAUGAGCAUGUACGCGACAAUGGAAUCACACAGCUCAUAAACAUCUUUAAGCAACAUUACAACCGCGAGAAUGACGAGUUUCUUUGGGGAGACGAAGUUGAAUAUAUGUUGGUGGAUGUUGAUCAAGAACAUCACACUGCGAAGUUGGCCAUCGAUAAGGAUUACAUAUUGGACGAUUUAAAUGAUGCGAAAAAGGGUUUACCAAAUGCCCAAAAAAAUAAUGUGUCUUUCCACCCGGAGUAUGGACGAUAUAUGAUUGAAGGAACACCGCUUAGACCAUACGAUGGGAAUAAAUUAGAGGAUUACGUUUACGUUGAAGAGAAUAUGGUCAAGAGAAGAAAAAUUAGCUCUGAAGAAUUACCGAAAAAUAUCAAGCCCUUAACGUUGACAAGUUUUCCAAGAAUGGGAUGUCCCAAUUUCACAUCACCUUCAGCAAAAGCUAUAGGACCAGCAUCACAAUCGUUGUUUUUACCUGACGAAAUCAUUAACCGCCAUGCUAGAUUCCCCACCUUGACUGCGAACAUUAGAAAGAGAAAAGGCCACAAAGUGGCAAUCAAUCUACCAAUAUUCCCUGAUAAACACACCAAGUUAUUGGAUGACUCGAUUCCUGCAAAUAGACAAUUAUUCAAGAGCGAUCAGGAGCCAUUUCUUGGUGCAUCAAAACCAGGGUAUGUAUACAUGGAUUCCAUGGGGUUUGGAAUGGGAUCCAGUUGUUUGCAAAUCACUAUGCAAGCAGCCAAUAUCAACGAGGCACGCUACUUGUAUGAUUCAUUGGUACCAAUUGCACCUAUAUUGUUGAGUCUUACUGCAGCAGCCCCCAUCUUCAAAGGUUAUUUGGUUGAUCAGGAUGUAAGGUGGAAUGUUAUUUGUGGUGCCGUUGAUGAUCGAACAUUUAUUGAAAAGGGUGAGGAGCCGUACAAGGGCCAUCAUUUAUUUGGCGGACUUGAUAUAGAUAAGGAUGAGAAAUUGAGUAUCAACCAGCAUGGUGUGAGCAACACAGGUAAUUUGCAUAAUCUUUUUACAAAAGACGGUAAGCCAAUCCAGCGAGUACCAAAAUCAAGGUAUGAUUCUGUUGAUAACUACCUUGGAGACGGCGGGUAUGACACCAAGUAUUUCAAGGAGGAGUAUAACGACACCAAUGCCCCAAUCAAUUGCAAAAUAUACGAUCGUUUGCUACAAGAUAAGCUGGGUCAAUUUGACAAAUAUUUGGCAAAUCAUUUUGCGCAUUUGUUCAUACGUGACCCAUUGGUUAUUUUUAGCGAGAGGUUGCAUCAAGACAAUGAGUUGAGUAAUGAUCAUUUUGAAAAUUUGCAAAGUACAAACUGGCAAACAAUUAGAUUUAAGCCGCCAGCAUUGUAUGAGAGGACGCCGAAUGGUACGAUAGAUUUCACCAAUAGACCUGGAUGGAGGGUUGAGUUUAGACCAAUGGAGAUACAAAUCACAGAUUUUGAGAAUGCCGCAUACCUGACAUUUAUCAGUUUGCUAUCAAAAGCGAUUAUCAAGUUCAAGCCCAAUUUGUAUACACCAUUGCUGAAAGUAGAACUCGAUAUGAAACUAGCUCAUCAUGUUGAUUCGGUAUUGAAUGAGAAGUUUUGGUUCAAAUCUUUGGACUCGUGGGGAUUGAACUAUCGCGACUUUAUUGGGUACGAUUUCUCAUGGUUUGAUAGGUACUUGAGCGAAGGCAAUGAUGUUCUAUUGGACAACGGUGCUGUAUAUUUGAAUGGGUACAAUUCAAGCAGCAGUCUAGCUGUACUCAAUGGAGAAGCACCGCAUUCUUUAUCAUCUGCAUCAUCUGCAUCAUCUUCAUCUUGUUGUUCAUCUUCGCCUGCAUCGCUGUCAUCAACGUCGGCAACAUCUACAUCACCUUCGUCAAGAGAAAAUGGGUUGAUAAAUGGAUCUUUAGCCUCAAAAGAAGCAAAAGAGACACAUGAAGCAAAAAUACUCAAUGAUGCGGAAACAAAAGGGUGCAAUGGCAAGACUGUAGAAGAGAUUAAUGAUGUCGAUGAUUAUGGUUUCAACCAGAGGUAUUCGAUUAACGACAUUAUCAAUGGUGAUGGCAAACAUCCUGGUCUCAUUAGACUUGUUAUUAAACUAAUUGCUACAGAAUUGGUACCUAAAGAGAGCGAGCAUUGCCAAAACUCCAAAUGUGCUUCAGCGCUUAUACAAUUGAAGCAUUAUUUGUUAUUGAUAUCACAACGUGCUAGUGGACAAAUUCCUACUGCCGCACACUGGAUUAGAGAUCAAGUGUUGAAGAAUGCUGACUAUAAGCAGGACUCGAAAGUUUCUGAUAAGAUCAACUUUGAUAUUGUUAAUGCUGUUGAUAAGCUCACCAAUUUAGAGAACAGAGACUUAGUAUUGGACUUUUUCGGGGAAGUUGUUGGGGAGUACUUACUUAGUAGGAACCAAGUAGGAACCAAGUAG
Lodderomyces elongisporus is the source of this 2475-nucleotide messenger RNA. It is a transcript of the gene GCS1, whose product is annotated as glutamate--cysteine ligase. The record is from RefSeq and is a predicted model, not a curated record. The coding region runs from base 1 to 2475 and encodes 824 amino acids. NCBI's taxonomy places the organism in Eukaryota, Fungi, Ascomycota, Pichiomycetes, Serinales, Debaryomycetaceae. Gene Ontology annotation, molecular function: glutamate-cysteine ligase activity. The transcript has a single exon. Gene Ontology annotation, biological process: glutathione biosynthetic process.